AUGGACACUCUGUACAGCACCGUAAAGGAGUUCGUGGGGUUUGGGUUCAAGAUCAUCAGCGCGCUGGACAAGGCCAAACACAACAUGGAGGAGUGCCGCAGGAUCGACGCCCUCCUGCUCAGCCUCAGCGCCAUCGCCAAGCACCUGCAGGGGUCGCCCAACAUCAUGGAGGACGACUUGAUGAGGGUCACGACGGAGGGCCUAGACAAGGCCCUGCAGCUGGCGUCCAAGCUUGUCGCCAAGUGCAAGGGCAAGCGGUUCCUGGACCGUGCUUUUAACGCCAAAGACAUCGCCGAGAAGCUGCAUGGGGCCUGCUUCCAUGUGCUGCUCAACAUGAACGCCGUGCUGCUUGCCAAUGGUGUCUUGAACACCUCGGAGCUGGCCGAGCUGAAGGAAAUUGUGGCUCAGCUCCGCGCCGACGGUGCCUUGAACAACUUGCUGUUGGCCAAGAUUCUGCAGAUUCUUGCUGCUGCACGGCCCGAUGUUGAUCUGCCACAAGAGGUGGAAAAAUUGGUGGAGGACUACCAGAUCAGUUCUCAAACUAAAAACAAAAGGGAGACAAAGAAAACAGAUGUACCUAGUUCUCAAAACAAAAACAAAGGGGAGGCAAAGAAAACAGAUGUUGCCAGGCAGGAAGGGAAGAAUCAAAAGAAAAACAAGAAACAGGGGCGUAGCACGGUGGUGCCAGAUGCUUCCUUACGAGAUGGCUUACCUGAGUCCGCUUCAGCGACCAGUGUGGUUGGACCUAGUACUAUUAGUAUCAAAAAGGCAAGUAGCUCUAUCUCCAAGUCGGUGGACGAGGCACAGUCAGUGGGAGUUUCUGCAGCACCAUUCCAUCCGCAGAAAAUAAUCAGCAUAUCCGAGGAACCCGGAGAGACAGGCAGAUAUAAGAUAGACCCCCAUUCCUCUGUGACUAGCAAGCUGCUCGAGGUCUACCCGCAGCAGCUUCUCUUCCCCUUGGAGCCAAAAGACAAGGAAACUACUCGAUGCCCAGUGACCCUAACCAACAAUACAGACCAUUACGUUGGCAUCUGGAUUAAACCAAUAAAUGGGCAAUUUAAAGAAACAGAGAUAAUGGAGGCCCGUUCGACUUUGGUUGUGUAUGCGACAAUGGAGAUGCAUGCACAACCUCCCAAAGACACGGUCAAGUUUGAGGUGCUCAUGAUUAUCAUGCGGUCGAAGCGAGACCACAUAACAUUGAAGUCAUCCAUUGUUGGCAAACUGAAUAUGGACAUUCGCUUUAUGGUGCAUGUUAAGAACCUUAAGGCAGAGGUGUAUCAGGCAAUGCUGACAGCUAUCACUUGUGACCCACCAAGCUGCGAGAUCAUAUCAAGAUCUAUAAAGAAAAUGACCUUGGUGACAUCCAUUGACGCGCACCCCACUAAGCCAUGGAUUGUGACGGGUCAUGAAGGAGGGAAUUUUUCCAUUUGGGACUACCAGACGAAGGAAACUGUGAUGGCGUUGCAGGUCAAUAAGGUGCCAGGCAGGGUUACACGCAUGAUACAUGACGUCACUCAAUACAUCAAAGAGACGCCUGUCCAACAUUCGGUUUAUUCAGUCAAAUUUACCGCUGAAGGGAAAUGGUUGGUAGUGGGGGAUGGUCACGGAUACAUCUAUGUCUAUGAUUCCACCGACAGUAAGCUGCCUGAGGUCGAGAAAUUCAGUGCUUAUGAUAAGAAAUCUGUGAACUCUCUGGCUGCUCACCCAACAAAGCCAUACCUUCUUCUUUCGUCGUCUUCUUUUAGUAGAAAUAUCAAGCUUUGGGACUCGAGUGAGAACUGGAAAUUUCAAAAUUUCAAAGUGAAACCUGAGGAUACAUAUUACGUUGGUGUGCACAGUGUCAAGUUUAAUCCAAGGGACACCAACACUUUUGCUUGUGUUACCGAUGAGGACAGAGUAAAGGUCUGGAACAUCAAACCUUCCAAUCUUGAAACCACACUCAAGGGGCCAUUCGUCAUGGCCGAUUAUUUCUCCACUCGCGGCCAUGAGCACUUGAUGGUUACUUUGAGAUCGGAGUCACGCAACUCUGAGAUAUGGAAUUUGAAGACACAAGAAGUUGUUCACACUCUUAGCGUGAGUGGGCACCAAACGACCUGGGUUGCUUGCCACCCAAAGCUUCCAAUACUGGUUACAGUGUUAGAUGGCGGGACUGUAUGUUUUUGGGAUGCCAGUACCUACAGGCUUGAGAAAAUGGUUCGCAUUACCAACAGCAAGUGUCGUGAUUUGGUAUUUGUCCCAGAGACAAAUGGCCCACCCAGGCUCGCUAUCGCCUUUGAGACAAUGAUAGCAAUCAUGGAGGUUAAUUUUCCAAUUGCGAAUACAAGCAAUGCAAGUGGAAAGGCAACGGAGGCCAUCACAGAGAUUGGGGAUGAUGUAUUUAUGUAUUUGGCGACUUGA
Messenger RNA from Triticum turgidum subsp. durum (durum wheat), 2397 nucleotides. The record is from the annotation of a GenBank genome assembly. NCBI's taxonomy places the organism in Eukaryota, Viridiplantae, Streptophyta, Magnoliopsida, Poales, Poaceae.